Molecule: messenger RNA, 3198 nt
Organism: Elephantulus edwardii (Cape elephant shrew)
Lineage: Eukaryota; Metazoa; Chordata; Mammalia; Macroscelidea; Macroscelididae
Gene: MCF2L
Product: MCF.2 cell line derived transforming sequence-like
Exons: 28
Coding region: 1-3198 (1065 amino acids)
Biological process (GO): intracellular signal transduction; positive regulation of Rho protein signal transduction
Cellular component (GO): cytoplasm; extrinsic component of membrane
Molecular function (GO): guanyl-nucleotide exchange factor activity; protein binding
Source: RefSeq, a predicted model, not a curated record
AUGAGGUUUUGGCUGAGAAAUGAAGAAAUGGCCCUAGAAGAAAUGGUGCAGAGAUUAAAUGCGGUUUCCAAGCACACUGAUGAAAUCAUGCACCAGGACAUCGUUCCGCUCAGUGCUGCUGACAUUAAAGACCAGUUGAAGAAGCGGUUUGCAUACUUGUCUGGUGGACGGGGACAAGAUGGAUGCCCAGUCAUCACCUUUCCAGACUACCCGGCUUUCAGCGACAUCCCAGACAAAGAGUUCCAGAAUGUCAUGACUUAUCUCACUAGCAUCCCAAGUUUACAAGAUGCUGGGAUUGGAUUUAUCCUUGUCAUAGACCGAAGGCAAGACAAAUGGACUUCAGUGAAGGCGUCGGUCCUGCGAAUAGCAGCAUCUUUCCCAGCAAACCUCCAGCUUGUCCUUGUUCUGCGCCCAACAGGAUUUUUCCAACGAACUCUAUCCGACAUCGCUUUCAAAUUCAAUAGGGAUGACUUUAAAAUGAAGGUACCAAUCAUAAUGCUGAGUUCAGUACCAGAAUUACAUGGUUACAUUGAUAAAUCACAGCUAACCGAGGAUCUUGGCGGAACCCUGGAUUAUUGCCACACCAGGUGGCUGUGUCACCGCACGGCUAUCGAAAAUUUCGCCCUCAUGGUUAAACAGACAGCUCAGAUGCUUCAGUCCUUUGGGACCGAAUUGGCCGAGACAGAAUUGCCCAAUGACGUGCAGUCCACAAGCUCUGUGCUCUCUGUACACACAGAGAAGAAGGACAAGAUGAAGGAAGACAUGAAGUCAGCACUGCAAGAGGGACACACCAUCCUCGAGAGCAUCAGGGAGCCGCUGGCCAAGGACCCAGAGUACAGCCUGAAUCAGGACCAGCUUGACAAUCAGACCACGGUGCAGAGGCUCCUGGCCCAGCUGAAUGAAACUGAGGCUGCCUUUGAUGAGUUUUGGGCAAAACAUCAACAAAAACUCGAGCAGUGUCUACAGCUCCGGCAUUUUGAGCAGAAUUUUCGAGAGGUCAAAGCUGCCUUAGAUGCUGUGUCUCAGAAGAUUCUGGCCUUCACUGAUGUCGGCAACAGCCUCGCACACGUGGAGCACCUCUUAAAGGACCUGGCGCACUUUGAAGAGAAGUCCAGUGUAUCUGUGGAAAAGGCCCGAGCCCUGUCCCUGGAGGGCAGUCAGCUUAUAGAGAACAAGCACUAUGCCGUGGACUCCAUCCACCCCAAGUGCACCGAGCUCCAGCAUCUCUGCGACCAGUUUGCCGCAGAAAUUGAGAAGAGGAGAAACCUGCUCAACAAGUCGCUGGAGCUGCACGGCCUGUUAGAGACGUCCAUGAAGUGGUGUGAUGAGGGAAUUUACCUGCUGGCUUCACAGCCUGUGGACAAAUGCCAGUCCCAGGAUGGUGCCGAGGCAGCCCUUCAGGAAAUUGAGAAGUUUUUGGAGACUGGUGCAGAAAAUAAAAUCCAGGAACUAAGUAAAAUCUAUAAGGAAUAUGAAUCUAUCCUCAACCAAGACCUAAUGGACCAUGUGCAGAAGGUCUUCCAGAAACAAGAGAGCAUGGAAGAGAUGUUUCACAGAAGGCAGGUCAGCCUGAAGAAACUGGCAGCCAAGCAGACGCGGCCUGUGCAGCCCGUGGCCCCGAGACCAGAGGCGUUUACAAAAUCCCCCUGCCCCUCUCCAGGCAUCCGGAGAGGCUCUGAGAACACUUCCGGUUCUGAAGGCAAUGUGCUCCGAAGAGGAAACUACAGGAGGGCCAAGAGUGAAAUGAGUGAGAACCAGCCGGUCCGAAGUAGCUCCACAGGGGAUGAAGAAGAAAGCCUGGCCAUCUUACGAAGGCAUGUGAUGAAUGAACUCCUGGAGACGGAGCGGGUGUACGUGGAGGAGCUCCUGUGCGUCCUUGAGGGCUACGCCGCUGAGAUGGAUAAUCCCUUAAUGACGCAUCUCAUUUCAACAAGCCUCCAAAAAAAGAAAGAUAUCUUGUUUGGAAACAUGGAGGAAAUCUACCACUUUCAUAACAGAAUAUUCCUGAGAGAACUGGAAAAUUAUAUUGACUGCCCAGAACUGGUUGGAAGGUGUUUUCUAGAAAGGAUGGAAGACUUUCAGAUCUAUGAGAAGUACUGUCAGAACAAGCCCCGCUCCGAGAGUCUCUGGAGACAGUGCUCAGACUGCCCAUUUUUUCAGGAAUGCCAGAAGAAAUUGGACCACAAGCUGAGCCUGGAUUCUUACUUGCUGAAGCCUGUUCAGAGAAUAACUAAGUAUCAGUUAUUACUCAAGGAAAUGCUGAAAUACAGCAAGAACUGUGAAGGGGCUGAGGACCUGCAGGAGGCCCUGAGUUCCAUCCUGGGGAUCCUCAAGGCCGUCAAUGAUUCCAUGCACCUGAUCGCCAUUACAGGCUAUGACGGGAACCUGAGCGACCUGGGCAAGCUGCUGAUGCAGGGGUCAUUCAGCGUCUGGACCGAUCAUAAGAAGGGCCAUGCCAAGGUGAAGGACUUGGCCAGGUUCAAGCCGAUGCAGCGCCACCUGUUCCUCCACGAGAAGGCUGUGCUGUUCUGCAAGAAGAGGGAGGAGAACGGGGAGGGCUACGAGAAGGCCCCUUCCUACAGCUACAAGCAGUCCUUGAACAUGACUGCAGUUGGCAUAACAGAGAAUGUGAAAGGGGACAGUAAGAAGUUUGAAAUCUGGUAUAACGCCAGAGAAGAAGUUUAUAUCAUACAGGCACCAACUCCUGAGAUUAAAGCAGCAUGGGUAAACGAAAUCCGGAAAGUAUUGACCAGCCAGCUGCAGGCUUGCAGAGAAGCCAGUCAACAUAGAGCAUUGGAGCAGUCCCAGAGUUUGCCUCUGCCCGUACCAUCAAACACAAGCCCCACCAGAGGAAACACAAAAACCAGUAAAAAGUUGGAGGAAAGAAAAACUGACUCUCUGAGCCUUGAAGGAUAUGGAGGCUCAACGGCACUGCCAAAGCCCCCAGAAAAGGGCAAAGGUUGGAGCAAAACUUCUCAUUCUCUGGAGGCCUCUGAAGACAAUGACGGCUGGUCAAGUGCGGAGGAGCCGAUAAAUUCAUCCGACGGAGAGGAAGAAGGCGGAGCAGGUCCCAAGAAACUGGUUCCCGGUAAAUACACAGUCGUAGCCGAUCAGGAAAUUGGAGGCCCUGAGGCGCUCUCGGUGAAGAGCGGGGACGUGGUGGAGGUGAUCCACGAGGGUGACGAGGGACUUUGGUAA